Messenger RNA from Darwinula stevensoni, 827 nucleotides. The record is from the annotation of a GenBank genome assembly. Lineage: Eukaryota; Metazoa; Arthropoda; Ostracoda; Podocopida; Darwinulidae.
AUAUGACACCUACUUGCACUGUAGAGGCAUGCAAUCUUCGUGAUAAUUAUUCAGCAUUAAUAAAAGCAGGAAUGGAGGUAAUUGGUAUUAGUCCUGAUGAUGAAAAAUCGCAUAUUAAAUUUAUAGAAAAACAAGAAUUGCCAUAUCAAUUAUUAGCUGAUGAAAAGCACGAAGUACUUGAAAAAUAUGGAGUUUGGGGUGAAAAAAGCAUGUAUGGCAGAAAAUAUAUGGGUGUUUUAAGAACUACUUUUUUGAUAAAUGAAACUGGUAAAAUUGCACAUAUUAUCGACAAACUUUUACGUCGUCAUUGGCAAAUAUUUGACAGCAAUGGUACUCACAGAGAAGUAGAAGGGGAAGGCGUAGUGGGUCAGCAACCAAUAUUAGAACCUGGCGAAUCAUUUCAAUAUAUGUCCGGUGUAAGUAUCAGAACCGAAAUGGGUCGUAUGAUGGGAAAAUACCAAAUGGAAAACAUAGAGCCUGUAAAAUUUGCUGAAAUUUCUCCCAAUGUUUUUGAUGCCUUAGUGGCAACAGAGGAUGAACGUUUUUAUGAACAUAGUGGUGUGGAUGCUGAAGCCAUAGGUCGUGCUUUAUUUGGAGUAGUUACUUUUAACCCAAGUGGAGGUGCUAGUACCAUUACGCAACAGUUAGCAAAAGCAUUGUUAGAUCAAGGUUCUGGAAAUAUUUUUGCUCGUUUACGUGAAAAAUUAAAAGAGCAAAUUGUGGCAGUUAAAUUAGAAAAAAACUUAACUAAACAAGAAAUUCUUACUUUGUAUUUAAACACCGUUCCUUGGGGUUACAAUUCAUUCGGAAUUAAAAGUGCUGCUAAA